AUGUCAAUGCAAAAUGAAUCUAAAAGGAGAUCACCGAGCAUUAUAGCGAGAUUGAUGGGUCUUGAUGGGAUGCCCCCUCAGAGUUGUACUCACAGUCACAGAGAACCCAAAUCUGUGGAGAAUCAAAAAUGGAGGCCGAUAGCAUCUGCGAAAGCUCGUGGGAAAAAAACAUAUAAUGGUCAUGAAUCUCUAAGGAGGGGAGGCUCAAUGGAUGAGCAGAGAUUCAAAGAUGUCUUUGAAGUUUCGGAUGCAGAGAAGGAGAAGAUUAGUAUGAGUUUGUAUCAAAGGAAGGUGAAUGCUAAUCUAACUGAGGCAGAGAUGGCGUUUAUAAGGCAGAAGUUCAUGGAGGCUAAGCGUCUAUCGACUGAUGAGAAACUCCGCUACUCUAAGGAGUUCAAUGAGACUCUUGAGGCUCUAGACUCCAACAAGGACCUCUUAUUGAAGUUUCUUCAUCACCCAGAUUCAUUAUUCACAAAACAUUUGCCUGAGCCUGAUAGUCAAAGCUUAGAGUACAGAGAGUUGUUAGGGAAGAGUCACAGAUCACCUCAAUGGCAUGGUGGUGUUGCUAAUUCCAGCCAUUCUAAUACUAGGUGUGUUUCGUGCGACGAUACAGUUCACCUAUCAAAGAAGCAGCUGAACAAAAGAAGUGGUUUGAAACCGACCGAGAUUGUUGUUCUGAAACCUAAUCUUGGGAAGCCACCGAGAACUGAUAGAACUCUUCCAUCACAGAGCUCUUCUUGUGAUGAUGUCAGGGCAGAUCACAGGCUUUUGAAAGCUAAUGAAGAUGUUAGUCUUGUAAGACAAAAGUCAAGAGAUUCAAGAGCAAUUGCCAGAAUAGUAUCUAGACAAAUGAAGGCAAAUGAUAGUUCCAUAAACUUUGAAAUUUCAAGGUUUAGAGGUUAUGCAGGGGAUGAAAGCUCAUCUUGGAGUGAUUCUCCAAGUGAAUCAAAGUUAAUGUCAAUGAUUUCAAGAGCAAGAACUGACUUUAACCGCAAGAACCACCAUCGAUCUCUGCCUUCCUGGUCAUCGGAAUCAUCUGUGAGUAAGGAGACCAUGAGGAGACUGUCAGAGAGGUGGAAACUGGCUCACCAGUCUGAGCAAGAGAUAGAAAGUAGUAGACGCAACACAUUGGCUGAAAUGCUUGCAACUUCAGAUAGAGAUGCGAGACCGGUGAGUUUUAGUGGGAUCAGUAAAAGAUUUGAGAGCAAUGUUGUGGAGCCUGAGUUGCCAGAUGCCAUUGGAAUUAGCAGUAGAGAUGGUUGGAAAGGUACUGGUAAAAGAAAUCUUUCAAAACCCGGAACAAGCAUGCCUCAGGACAGAACUUGUGGUUACACCAUUGUGAUCCCUAAGAAGCUGACCAUGCGAGAUGGAUCAGUGAAGGAGAGUUCUUUUCACCACAUGGAAUAUCUCUUAUCUAACAAUUCAUUGCCUAUUAAUCGUCAUUUUUCAUACAAUAGUUCGUCAGAGAUCAACAGACCGAGUUCAAGCAAAAUUCUUUGUAUGGAUGAUGAGUUAUCCAAAGAGAAGCAUCCUGAUUUAAAACCACGGAGCAGCGUAUCAGUUCAUGCAGAUUCAGACAAUGAAAAUGGUUCAGACUCUGAGGAUGCCAAGACUACCCUGUCCUUGGAACGACCUGGUUUAUCAGCAUUUGCCUCAUUAACUAGCCUUGAUAUCUCGGGCAGGCCAACCGAAGAACUCGAUCAUUCUUCUAUCCCCCAAGUACAGCCUGAGGAAAGUGACGAGGAAGGAGACCAACCAAGUCCAGUUUCAAUCCUACAAACUUCUUUUCAUGAUGAGUUUUCAUCCAGUUCCAACUGCUUUGAGAGUCUUAGCGCGGAUCUCCAAGGGCUCAGAAUGCAACUUCAGCUACUCAAAAGUGAGUCAACUACUACUUAUAACGAGGAAGCGAUGCUCGUUUCAAGCGAUGAAGAUGCAGAUCAAGAGGAAUCAUCCAUAGUAACAGAUGAGACGUUGAUCACCCAAGAGCCAAGAAAAGACUGGAAGUCACUAUACUUAGCUGAUGUCUUAGCAAACUCCAGGUUCAGUGACUUGAAUCCGAAAAGCUUUAUGACGACAUGGCACUCUUCUGAAUCACCUGUUGAUCCAUCCUUGUUUAAGGAUCUUGAGAAGAAGUAUUCCGGUCUGAAAAUGUCAACUCGGUUAGAAAGGAAGUUUCUUUUUGAUAGGAUCAACAGUGGCAUUCUCGAGUUCUUCGAGCAGUUCACGGAUCUGAAACCCACAAAGGUCUACCCAAAAUGGGAUAUAAACUUGGUACAAGAGACUCUGCGCGAGCUCGUCAGUAUAAAAUACAUGAAACCAAGUAGAGAUACAAAGGAGGAGUUGCAGCAGCCGAACUUGGAAGAUGACAUUGAAGUGAUAGGUAAGGAGAUUGAAGAAAUGUUAACAGAUGAACUCAUAGUAGAGCUAGUGAUAGGAGAAUUCUCGUAG
Molecule: messenger RNA, 2448 nt
Organism: Arabis nemorensis
Lineage: Eukaryota; Viridiplantae; Streptophyta; Magnoliopsida; Brassicales; Brassicaceae
Source: the annotation of a GenBank genome assembly